Vitis vinifera (wine grape) is the source of this 821-nucleotide messenger RNA. RefSeq lists its product as uncharacterized. Bases 135 to 602 code for a protein of 155 amino acids. The transcript has a single exon. Lineage: Eukaryota; Viridiplantae; Streptophyta; Magnoliopsida; Vitales; Vitaceae. The record is from RefSeq and is a predicted model, not a curated record.
UUUUGGCAGAAAAGCUUCCUCUCCACUCUUCUUUUUUCAUGAAAGUUGAGGUUUUAAAAGGGCUUUAGCACUUUCCCCCCUUCUGCUAUUCACUACCCAACUUUCUCUCUCUCUCUCUCUGUGUUGUUAUAGCCAUGUUUGAUACCACAAUGGAGUUGAUCACUCAGGCCACUUCCAAUUCUCUCUUCAUCUUCUGUUUCUGCAAUUUGAUCAUAGCCAUCCUUCUGAUUGGGAGCUUGAAGCCCAGCUCAUAUUCUGAUCAGGGGAGUGCUAUUCCCUUCUCAGUGGUCACCAAUGUGGAUAAGAGUGAUAAAGAGACAGCAAAUGCAGAGGACUUGUUCAAGGAGAGCAGAGUCUUGAUGGAUGCCAGUGAAGUCUCUGAUGCUGAGAAAGGAGUGGUAGUGGAUGAUAACAAAGAAGAUGACAGUGAAGACAGCAGUCAAGAGGAAGAAGAAGAAGAAGAUGAUGAUGAGCUGAGGAGAAGAGCCGAAGAAUUCAUUGAAAAGAUCAACAGAGGAUGGAGAGCAGAAAUGUUGAGGACAGCUUCUUUAGCCGGAACAGAAAAUUUGCAGACAAGACCCAGAAAAAUUCAUGCAGUGUGAACUUUAGUUGCCUUUUUUCUUUUUCCUUUUUUUUUUCUCUCUAGUGACCAUGCCUGCGAUUUCAUUGUAUAUACAGAUUUGGAGACAGCACUGAAAAUAAAUUUUGGAUGAAGGGAUGAUCUGAGUCUAAAAUUGAGAGAAUCAAUGUGUGUGUUCCAUUCUCUUCAAACAUAAAGGCUUUGAGUAUUUAUAUUUGAACACUAGAGAGAUUUCCUCUUU